This is a messenger RNA of Syngnathus typhle (broad-nosed pipefish), 3146 nucleotides long. RefSeq names its product leucine-rich repeat transmembrane neuronal protein 4. Gene Ontology annotation, cellular component: plasma membrane. The transcript is spliced from 3 exons. Lineage: Eukaryota; Metazoa; Chordata; Actinopteri; Syngnathiformes; Syngnathidae. Gene Ontology annotation, molecular function: protein binding. Bases 518 to 2287 code for a protein of 589 amino acids. The record is from RefSeq and is a predicted model, not a curated record.
GCCGACACAAUUCCUGUUGCUACUCAACUGAUCCAUUCUUGAUGACACGGUCAUCAGCUCUGAUCCGCGCCAGGCUGCGUUUUGACGCCGGAUGCGGAUAAUUUCAACUUCUCAGGCUAGGACCACACUUUAUUCUGCAACAUUUCUUUUCACGCGCUCAGUUAUCCUUUUGCGUCGUGCCACCCAAUUAAACCAGAUUCAACAAUUGGCCACCGGAUGUUUAACCCUUUUCCCCCUCCGAGCCCCGGCGAGGAUUCGGGCUUGACCACUCCAAGGACUCUGCAAGGUGGUCGUCACAAGUGGGCAACAUCCAGAUGAUCCUUUGCGGUAACGUCGCAAAGUAAAGUCUCACUUGUGCAGACGCUGCCGUCUCUGGCAGGUGUGGGUCUGCAGAGGCAGAAGUGCGCGUUUCCCACUCAGUGCAAAACAGAAUCAAGCGUUCUGGGUACGUGAUCCACUAUUUGACCGGCUUGGAGGAACAUGUGGAGCUGGGACGCAUGCAACAGAAAGCUGUAACAUGAGCAGGAGCCGACACCGCGCAAGUAUGGGACUUCCUGUGCUUUGCAGAUGGCUUGUAUUCAUCGCGGUGGUGCCUGCCUGGCUGCUGGCCGCUCCGAACCCCAUGCGUGAGCGUCCCUGCCCGCAGAGCUGCAGAUGUGACGGCAAAAUAAUCUACUGUGAAUCCAACGCUUUCCGUGACGUGCCAAGCAACGUGUCAGUGGGAACUCAGGGCCUCUCGCUGCGUUACAACAGCCUGAUGAACCUGAGAGCCCACCAGUUUGCGGGUCUCGGUCAACUGGUUUGGCUGUACCUCGAUCACAACUACAUCGGCGCCGUGGACGGCCAAGCUUUCCACGGUAUCCGCAGACUCAAAGAACUGAUUCUCAGCUCCAAUAAAAUCACCCUGCUCAAGAAUAACACUUUCCACGAUGUUCCGAACUUGCGAAAUCUUGACCUUUCCUACAAUAAACUGCAGGUACUCCAACCAAAUCAAUUUGUGGGCCUACGGAAGUUACUCAGUUUACACUUGAGGUCCAAUUCUUUAAAAAUUGUCCCAAUGCGUGUUUUCCUUGACUGUCGCAACCUGGAAUUCCUAGAUGUUGGCUACAACAGGCUCCGGAGCCUCACACGGAACGCCUUUGCCGGACUCUUUAAGCUCGUCGAGCUGCAUUUGGAACAUAACCAGUUUUCCAAGAUCAACUUUGCUCACUUCCCCCGCCUGACUAAUCUGAGGGCGCUCUAUUUGCAAUGGAACCGUAUCAAAGUGCUGACCCAGGGCCUGUCGUGGAUGUGGACCUCCUUGCAAAAGCUAGACCUGUCCGGGAACGAGCUCCAGACGCUGGAUCCGAGCACAUUUCAAUGCCUGCCCAACCUCCAGACCCUCAACUUGGACUCCAACAAAUUGAACAACGUGUCUCAGCAAACGGUGGAGACUUGGAUAUCCCUCACCACCAUCAGUCUGGCGGGUAACCUGUGGCACUGUAACCCCAACAUAUGCCCCCUAGUGGACUGGCUCAAGGCUUUCAAGGGAAACAAGGAGUCCACAAUGAUUUGCACAGGCCCUAAAGAGGCACAAGGAGAGAAAGUCACCGAUGUGGUGGAGACUUACAACAUUUGCACAGUAACGCCAAGCCCCAUUACCUCAACAAGGGCGCCUCUCACUACUGCAUUUCAAACAGAACUGCUCCCCCUUCCCACACGGCCUGAAGUGGUCAAGAAGCUGGCAGAAAACAGGACAGCCUCUCCUACUCCUUCGCAGGCCCCUCCGACAAUCCCUUUACCAGACUCUGAGUAUGUGUCCUUCCAUAAAAUCAUUGCUGGUACUGUGGCCCUCCUCCUGUCGGUGGCUAUAAUCCUACUUGUUAUCUAUGUUUCGUGGAAGCGCUAUCCCAGCAGCAUCAAGCAGCUUCAGCAACGUUCCACGGUUAAAAAGCGUCAGAAAAAGGCUCGGGAGACUGAGCGCUCCUUUAAUUCGCCACUGCAAGAGUAUUACGUGGACUACAAGCCUUCACACUCUGAGACAAUGGAUGUGCUGGUUAAUGGGACAGGACCUUACACAUACACCAUCUCAGGCUCCAGGGAAUGCGAGAUUCCGCUGCAGUUGAGAGCCCUGACGUACGGUUGUGAGCCAUCAGUGCUGGACUACUGCCAUGCUCACCUGCACGUCAACCUGGAGCCCCACAAUCAGGAGAUGGACGCACUGAGGCCAAGCGGGUACCAACGGGGCCCAGUGAGCGUCCUUCCCCCGUACCGAUUCCCUCCGCCAGUGAGCAGCACACACUAUUAAAUAGUCAACAGACUUUACAAAACAUAAGACAGACUCUGUUGGAGGAAAUUGGUAAUAAUGGUAACAGAGGCAGUCGAUCUUCUGUAGAGCAUCCAGGACCCAGGGUAAUGGCGAUGAAAUAUUUCUCCAUGGAAAUACAGUGUAAGGGUACAAUUGUAUUGAUUGAUGAGCUUCGGACCCACCCAAGCCUCGAUAUCCUCAAUUAGCCAAGGAGGCUGAACAGCAAGCUUGACUUUCAAUGUUCCGCUCUGCUUGUUGAGGAGUAUUAGAGGUAAUACUUUGAUGAUUUGUUAAUCCUAUUAAGCAUUCUGUAUUUUUGUCACUUCUCCUCGUCUGGGUACCUCUGCUGUGUCAGGGAAAAUAAUCCAAUGGCUAGAAAAACGGAGCCCGGGAAACAGCGAGAAGAACUGCCGAUUCCCAAGUUUUCUGCUGCCUUUUUGGGGUUUGCAUAUUGUUAUCAUGAUUAUUGCCAGUCACAUGUCCCUGUAGGAUUUUCAUUUAUAUUGAACUAACCAAUCAAAUUGAGUAGAUAAGUAAAAGAGCAGAACAAAAGUGCUACAUGUACAGCCACACACCGUGCCAGAAAAUAGUAGACGGACUUUUGAUUUUCAUUUGUGAAGUCCAUUGCAUUUAGAUUAACUGCACAGAAAAGUAAACAUGUAUAAAAAAAAUAAAUAGCAAGUGCAGACCUUGUCUCACUUGCACACUCAUAUAUCGAGCCAGCUUUUCAUCAUCCAUUUAAUGCAUUCCUGUAUGAAGUGUUCAUUUUUCCUGCCCAGAUGUGUUCUUAUCGUGUGCUCACAUACUAUCUACAUACGUGAACUUUUUACGGGAUGUUACAUAUUCUAUGGAAAAUAAA